Molecule: messenger RNA, 2631 nt
Organism: Oncorhynchus nerka (sockeye salmon)
Lineage: Eukaryota; Metazoa; Chordata; Actinopteri; Salmoniformes; Salmonidae
Product: nuclear receptor subfamily 0 group B member 1-like
Exons: 2
Coding region: 84-1049 (321 amino acids)
Biological process (GO): negative regulation of transcription by RNA polymerase II
Cellular component (GO): cytoplasm; nucleus
Molecular function (GO): transcription corepressor activity; transcription factor binding
Source: RefSeq, a predicted model, not a curated record
UGGGAGGCGUCUCUGAGGUGGAAUAUGUAAAAAGUCUAAACAACAAGUCCUCAAAGCUCGAGGACAGACGGGAGCUAGUAUAAAUGUGCUGCUGUUCGCGCGGGGGUAAUAGGGGCCAAAAAACACCCUCCCCCUCUCUGGAUGUAAGCGCGCCACUGGCCAUGGCCACUCUGGAGGGCUGUCAUUGUCAGGGCGCCGGGGGGCAAAACAAUAACAACAGCAUCCUGUACAACAUACUGAAGAACGACAGCCUCACGACCACCGAGGAACCAACAUCACAGCCACAACACAGACAGCAGCACCAAGUGCUCAAGGUCUCCUCCUGCUCCUCUUCUUCGAGGUUCGAGCUUAGGCAGCAACAGGCUUGCUCUUGCGGUUCCUCGCUGCGACGGGGGUCUCUCCGGUCCCCCCAGGUGACCUGCAAAGCCGCAUCCGCGGUCCUCAUGAAGACUCUGCGAUUUGUAAAGAACGUGCCGUGUUUCCGCGAGCUUCCCGAGGAUGACCAGCUGCUGCUCGUUCGGAACGGCUGGGUGCCGCUGCUUGUGCUGGGCCUCGCGCAGGACCGGGUGGACUUCGAGACCACGGAGACCGCGGAACCUAGCAUGUUGCAGCGGAUCCUGACCGGUGGCUGUGUCAGCCAAGGCAGCUUCAUGGACAGACAGGUUGAGCCGGAGCAGAGCGCGGGAACACCCGGGGUCUCUCUCGCGGAUAUCCAGGGCAUCAAAGCGUUCCUGAAAAAGUGUUGGGGUUUAGACAUCAGUACCAAGGAAUAUGCCUACCUCAAAGGAGCCGUGCUCUUCAACUCAGAUCUUCCUGGUCUGUGCUACCUCAACUACAUCCAGUCACUGCGGAGCGAGGCUCACCAGGCUCUCAACGAGUAUGUGAAGCUGAUCCACCGGGACGACGCCACGCGCUUUGCCAAGCUGCUCAUCGCCCUGGCCAUGCUGAGGGCCAUCAGCCCCCCGGUGGUGGCACAGCUCUUCUUCAAGCCCAUCAUUGGAGCCGUCAAUAUGGAGGAGGUCCUGCUGGAGAUGUUCUAUGGGAAGUAGAGGCUUUCUAUGGUCCUGUCCAGAAACAACCCCUAGAUAUAGCCCCCAAGUCCUUCUCUUAGUCCUUAGUCCAAUUUCAUUUAUUCCCUACACACUAGAAAUGUGACCUUGCCCUAGACUCUCCACCCCCAUUUCCCCACUUCCGCUAGCCCCUAGCUCCUAUUGGAUAGUAAUAAGCAAAAAAAACAUGCCCAAUACAGAAACAAUAUGAUAGCUCCACCUUGCCCUCCAGUUGGCUAUAAAGGAACAAUAUGAUAGCUCCAUCUUACCCUCCGGUUGGCUAUACAGGAACAAUAUGAUAGCUCCACCUUGCCCUCCAGUUGGCUGUACAGGAACAAUAUGAUAGCUCCAUCUUGCCCUCCGGUUGGCUGUACAGGAACAAUAUGAUAGCUCCAUCUUGCCCUCCGGUUGGCUGUACAGGAACAAUAUGAUAGCUCCAUCUUGCCCUCCGGUUGGCUGUACAGGAACAAUAUGAUAGCUCCACCUUGCCCUCCGGUUGGCUGUACAGGAACAAUAUGAUAGCUCCAUCUUGCCCUCCGGUUGGCUAUACAGGAACAAGAUGAUAGCUCCAUCUUGCCCUCCGGUUGGCUGUACAGGAACAAUAUGAUAGCUCCAUCUUGCCCUCCGGUUGGCUGUACAGGAACAAUAUGAUAGCUCCAUCUUGCCCUCCGGUUGGCUGUACAGGAACAAUAUGAUAGCUCCAUCUUGCCCUCCGGUUGGCUGUACAGGAACAAUAUGAUAGCUCCAUCUUGCCCUCCGGUUGGCUGUACAGGAACAAUAUGAUAGCUCCAUCUUGCCCUUCGGUUGGCUGUACAGGAACAAUAUGAUAGCUCCAUCUUGCCCUUCGGUUGGCUGUACAGGAACAAUAUGAUAGCUCCAUCUUGCCCUUCGGUUGGCUAUAAAUGUUUUUUUUGCUAUAUUACAUCUAUCAAAUCCUCUCAGAUCAAUAUCUGUGGGGUUUAUUCUGGACUGGCCCUUUCCAUCGAACGGACAGAAGAACACAUCUGUAGUUCUAGUAGAACUAACUAACUGUUAACCAACCGUUUGAUCUGAAUGGACCAUUGAACCGAAGGACAGACAAUGGAAGAGAUGUGUGUGUUUUGUUAAAGAUGUUUUGGACACUGGUUGAUUAAGAACAGUGGGGGUAAAGGGGUGUUGGGGGCAGGCUGAUGAUCAGCCUGUAACUUUCUUUUUAUAUAAAACUAUUUUUCUAUCAUAAAAGUAUUCUCUGAAUUGCUUUGCGUGCUUGUGUCAGGUGAGUGGUGCUCAAACUGUCUCUAUGGUGAUCAGAAAGGCGUAGGAUGAUGUUGCCCCUGGACACUGAUCUAAGGUCAGAGUGGAGUUUUACCCCCUAACGAUUAAGGUUAAGGGUAAAAUGUUCCUAGAUCUGUGCCUAAGGGCAACAUCUACCCAGACAGAUCAGAAAACCCAAUGUUCCUUUUCAGUAACUAUGGUGGAUUAUGUGUUCUGAAUAAAGUUUGAUGUCUGUUCACAGUUCGCUGCUCCCACAUGCGAUCUUUAAUUCAACACGGGUCUGAAUUGGGAGCAGCAAACAUGGAGCGGACAUGACCUUUUUUCCACA